AUUUUUAUGACGCUCUUGUUUUUUUUUCAGAUUAGCUUUGUUUGAUUAUUGCGAAAAUGUCUUUCAAAAAAAACUCGUUAGAAGACUUUAUCCUAGACACUAAAUUGAACAGCUCCGACCGGAAGCGGAUCCGGGCCUAUGUCAUGGCCCAGUAUCCUGGAAUAGUGCCAUACAUCAACGACAUCUGGCCCAAGAACGAAGACAGUGUGCACUACGUGUCUGUGAGGAACAGUGACGCCAAGGCUCAGAUUGUGGCCAUAAAAGGACAGCCGGCGUUCUUCACAAGUAAGGACGAGAAGGUGGCGAAGGAGGUACAGCAGGAGUUCAAAGUGGACAGACGGUGGAUUCCGACUCUGAAGUUACUCCACCAGUACCCCUGCAUCCUCAACCUACAGCAGGUCGACAAAGGUGCGAUUCCCUUCGUGCUUUCUGGUGCUGAUGUCAUGUGCCCCGGUCUAACCUCUAAGGGGGGUUCUCUCUCCCCAGCUCAAAUACACGACGUGGUGGCCAUCACGGCCGAGGGUAAACAACACGCAAUGGCAGUUGGCAAAAUGAUCCUAGACUCGGAGACGAUCCGGACUCAGAACAAAGGACAUGGCAUCAAGAAUCUUAACGUGAUGUGUGAUGGCUUGUGGUAUCUACAAGAUGUCUUGGUGUCAUAAUUUUCCGUUUAUCAUGAUGUUACGCUGCUUUGCAUUUGAUUUGAUGUGAUUUUACCUCGUUUAAUUUGAAAAAUUUACCCGUUCAA
Messenger RNA from Symsagittifera roscoffensis, 748 nucleotides. Its product is annotated as malignant T-cell-amplified sequence 2-like. Gene Ontology annotation, biological process: formation of translation preinitiation complex. The transcript has 3 exons. Bases 57 to 662 code for a protein of 201 amino acids. The record is from RefSeq and is a predicted model, not a curated record. Gene Ontology annotation, molecular function: RNA binding. NCBI's taxonomy places the organism in Eukaryota, Metazoa, Xenacoelomorpha, Acoela, Convolutidae.